AUGUCUAGCAACGGCACUCUAGCUGCUCAACACCCUACCGGAGCCAUUGAGGCGGCCGCAGGGCCCAUCGACGACGGCGAAUUCGACCCUGCAGACUGGGACGUGUCAUCUGUCGAUUCGGCGUCGCUGUCCUCUAGCGUUUACUCUCACGAGUACGAGAAUGGACGUCGCUAUCACAGCUACCGCCAUGGCCGAUACCCUCUGCCAAACGAUGACCAAGAGCAGGGUAGAGAGAACAUGAAGCACGUCAUGAACCUCGAAUUAACCGUCAGUCCCUCAAUGCGCUACGAUGGAAAGCUGUUCUACGCGCCAAUCGGGGAUAACCCCCAGAAAAUCAUCGAUAUUGGGACUGGCACUGGAUGGGCGCUAACUUUUAAUGGAGUCGCCGACCUCCUCCCCGCCGCAUCAGUGCUAGGCAUUGACCUAUCGCCAAUUCAGCCGGGGUGGGUUCCGCCGAAUGUCAAGUUCCUUGUGGACGAUGCCGAAGACGACUGGCUGAACGGAGACAACUUUGAUUUUGUCCACUUCCGCAUGAUGGGCAUGGCCCUCAAGAGGCUCGACAAAGCCUUUGGUCGCUUCGGCCUGCAUUUCCAUAACGCCCGGGAUCUGGGGCCUCGUCUUGAGGCGGCCGGCUUCAAGAACAUCCAGUGUGAGGUUAAGAAGGUUCCCAUUGGAACCUGGCCCAAGGACAACACCUUGCGCCUCGUUGGCAAUUACAUGAAAGAGACCGCUGCCGGUAUCGCUACGGCGUUCGUUGGUAAGCCGUUUGAGGCACUGGGUCUUUUGGAGGUGGAGAGGCAGGUGUGGCUGGCAACUGUCAAGAAAGCCCUAGAAGACAGAAGCAAGCAUCGCUACUUCAACCAGUACUUCUGGUACGCCCAGAAGCCGGAAGACGCGCUCGAGAAUGACGGUCCCGAUGCAGGCUCUUCUGAUGAGGAGGCAGCCUGA
Molecule: messenger RNA, 948 nt
Organism: Colletotrichum spaethianum
Lineage: Eukaryota; Fungi; Ascomycota; Sordariomycetes; Glomerellales; Glomerellaceae
Product: secondary metabolism regulator LAE1
Exons: 4
Coding region: 1-948 (315 amino acids)
Source: RefSeq, a predicted model, not a curated record